Molecule: messenger RNA, 2241 nt
Organism: Aspergillus terreus NIH2624
Lineage: Eukaryota; Fungi; Ascomycota; Eurotiomycetes; Eurotiales; Aspergillaceae
Product: fungal specific transcription factor domain-containing protein
Exons: 6
Coding region: 1-2241 (746 amino acids)
Biological process (GO): DNA-templated transcription
Molecular function (GO): DNA binding; zinc ion binding
Source: RefSeq, a predicted model, not a curated record
AUGGCUCAUAGUUUCGGAGAAGGCAACCAACCGGCUCUGGGCCACGUUCCGCAGUACAAUGAAAUGGGCAUGUUUCCUCAAUACAUGCCUCCUACUUCCCAGCAACCCGGCCUUUAUGACGUACGGCCACAAAUGCCUGUUCCGCAACAUUCUUACCCGCAAUCGCAUCUAUAUGCACCUCAACCUUCGGAGCUAGAGAAUGUGGAGAGCGAAGCCUAUGCGGACAAUGACCAAUCCACUGCCGAAAAUCUCAGUGAAGUCCUAGGAGAACUGAAGAUAGACGAGACGGGAAUAGCGCCGUAUAUCCGACAACAGAGAAAAGAACGAGCUGAACCGGAACUCUCGUCGCAAGACGAAGACGAAGUCCUACCUCCCCUAAGUACGGGAGCAGGGUCGAGUAUUCGCAUACCUCCAGAGUUGAUGCCAUCCGAUGAUGAAGUCAUGAAUUACUUCAAAAUUUACUUCAACGAUAUUCACCCCUACGUUCCUGUAGUGCAUCGAUCUCAACUGUACUACCAGUGGCAGCACGAGCGACAUCUGAUUUCUCCGUUUCUUCUCGAGGCAUUAUUUGCGUGUGCGGGGAGGUUAUCGGAUGACCCUGCCCAAGGAGCGCAGUGGUUGGCAAUGGCGAACAGGCACGAAUCGAGCUUCAUGGAUGUUCCACGUCUAAGUACAAUUCAGGCUCUGUUGCUGCUAUUGAAAGCACGAGAGUCGCUGCCAAAGAAAGGCUAUUAUUACCGCUCUUGGCAGACCGUCAAAACAAUCGUCUCGAUGUCCAAGGACUUGGAGAUUCACGACCACUACGCCACACAUGCUGAUAACAAGCCCUGCGAUUUGAGCCCGAUAGAAUGCUUAGUGCAAACGAGGGUCUGGCAAGCCCUUUUGAUCGUUGAAGUAAUGAUUGGUGCACCACAAGGCCGAUCGGACUAUGGAGUAGACUUGGACACAGUAAAUAUGAAUCCAGCAUUGGGCAUCAAAGGACUCGAUCAAUUCGAAAUUGAUCGAUCGAGGCAAUACGCCUACUUCGUCCAGAACGCUCGGAACAUUCGCAUCAUCACCGACAUCUACCACAAGAUCAAGAAACAAAAAGACUGGGGUGCCAACCCCAAGUUUGUUGAGAAGAGCAGCAUGUUCACCGAAUGGCUCCAAAGUCUGCCUCCAGACCUACAAGUCAACUAUCCUCCAGAUGGGUCGCCUCCUUGGAUCCCGUCUCACUUUGUUGGAAACAUGCAUUCGCAUUGUCAUCUGGGCAUUCUAUUACUUCAUCGGCCUCAGCUACUCGCGUCCAAAUCUUUUGCUGCGGGCGGAGGCUGGAAAAUCCACAUGACAUUAUGCUACUCCUCGGCGAAGUGCCUCUGCAGGCUUCAAGAAGCUAUUUUGGACCGUUUUGGGCUCCCAGGCCUGCUUUUUAUGCUAAGAGGCAUUAAUUUUGCCAUUUACUGCAUCCUGACAUGUACGAUGCUGCAUCUGAUUGCCAUAACCUCUCCUGACCCUAAUUUCCACACGGAUGCUCGAGAUUAUUUUACUCGACACAUGCGCAUCCUGGAACGAUGCUCUGAGGCUUGGCCUAUGCCGGAAAUCCAGGCCCAGAUCGACUCGUUGCGACUGGCAUUCUCUGCCGAUAUCAAUCGCCCUUUUGAGCUGAAAGCCACGUUUCCCUACGGAAGUCCUUCUGAGCCUUACCACCCCAGCCCACCACUCGAUUCUCAGUACCACCCCCAAAUUAGUCAGGUCUCCAGCGGUAUGCAGAACAGAUUGGGUUAUAACGGUUAUCCGGUAACCCCUCCAAUAUCGGCAGGUGCUGAAGACGCAAAAUCAGACUCAUCCCAACUACAACCUCUGGGCAUCGUUCCUCCUCAUCCAGUCUCGACGCAGUCCAUGGACACACCACUAGUCGAUGAGAACAGCUGGGAUCCCACACGUAUUAUCAAUCAAUGGGAUAUGGCCUUUUCCAUGGCUCCCUCCACGAUAAAUUCGCCCCCCAUGGCGAUGAAUAACCCUGCACAGGGGUUACAGACGCCUGUUUCAACCCAGUACCCAAUUCAAUACGGGGCACCGACAAAGGUCACACCAGUUGCACCGGCGCAGCCGAUGCCGCAGUCCCAGGUCGGUGGACCAGUCGUGUUCACAGCACGUGAUUGGCAGCAAAGUGUCGCCAGUGUAUACGAUCCUAAUGGGCUGAAGCGUCGAUGGAACUCAAUGGAUCUUGAGGCGGAACACAACUCCAAACGUCAACGUUGA